Galeopterus variegatus (Sunda flying lemur) is the source of this 2826-nucleotide messenger RNA. RefSeq names its product leucyl-tRNA synthetase 2, mitochondrial (gene LARS2). The record is from RefSeq and is a predicted model, not a curated record. Lineage: Eukaryota; Metazoa; Chordata; Mammalia; Dermoptera; Cynocephalidae. Gene Ontology annotation, cellular component: mitochondrion. Gene Ontology annotation, molecular function: leucine-tRNA ligase activity; aminoacyl-tRNA deacylase activity; ATP binding. The transcript has 22 exons. Gene Ontology annotation, biological process: mitochondrial translation; leucyl-tRNA aminoacylation.
UGAAUGUCCGGGCCGUGUUCGCCUAAAGGUGGGAAACGAGUCACAGAGGAGCCGCAGGCCAGAGCCUGUGAGCAGGGCCUUCCCUCCUUCUGAAGAAUGGCUACUGCUUGGCAGAGACUGGGUGUUUAUGCCUCUCUUCUUAAAAGGCAGCUAUAUGGUGGACCAGAUCCCAUCAAAUGGGAAAGGAGAGUAAUUCCAGGAUGUACCAGAAGUAUUUACAGUGCCACAGGAAAGUGGACAAAAGAGUACACGUUGCAGACAAGAAUGGAUGUCGAGAAAUGGUGGUAUCAACGAAUAAAAGAACAGGCCUCCAAAAUGUCAGAAGCUGAUAAAUCAAAACCCAAGUUUUACAUGCUUUCUAUGUUCCCUUAUCCUUCUGGCAAGCUGCACAUGGGCCAUGUGCGUGUCUACACCAUCAGUGACACCAUUGCACGGUUCCAGAAGAUGAGAGGGAUGCAGGUCAUCAACCCUAUGGGAUGGGAUGCGUUUGGAUUGCCUGCUGAAAAUGCUGCAAUCGAAAGGAAUCUACAUCCAGGUAGUUGGACGCAAAGUAAUAUUAAACACAUGAGGAAACAGCUUGAUCAACUGGGCCUGUGUUUCAGCUGGGAUAGGGAAAUAACUACGUGUUUGCCAGAUUACUACAAAUGGACUCAGUACCUCUUUAUCAAACUCUAUGAAGCUGGAUUGGCCUAUCAAAAGGAGGCCUUGGUUAACUGGGACCCAGUGGAUCAAACAGUGCUUGCCAAUGAGCAGGUGGAUGAACACGGCUGUUCUUGGCGUUCUGGAGCAAAGGUGGAACAGAAGUACCUCAGGCAGUGGUUUAUUAAGACAACAGCCUACGCAAAGGCCAUGCAGGACGCACUGGCAGACCUUCCAGAAUGGUAUGGAAUAAAAGGCAUGCAGGCCCACUGGAUCGGGGACUGUGUGGGCUGCCAUCUGGACUUCACAUUAAAGGUUGAUGGGCAAGUCACAGGAGAAAAACUGACCGCCUACACGGCCACCCCUGAGGCCAUUUACGGUACUUCCCACGUGGCCAUCUCUCCCAGCCAUGGACUCUUACACGGGCACAGCCCUCUGAAGGAAGCCUUUCAGAAGGCACUUGUCCCUCACAAAGGUAAGUUGGCAAGUUAAGGCUAAGGCAGUAGGAUUACUGCCUUACAUUCGGACAGCACUUCAGAGAUCACGGUCCUUUCGCUGUGGGAAGCCCGUCUGGAAGAGGACUUGGACAGCAAAAUAGGAAUUCCCAGCACCAGCUCAGAGGAUGCCAUCUUAGCCCAAACCCUGGGCCUGUCCUACUCUGAGGUCAUUGAAACUUUGCCAGAUGGCACAGAGAGACUGAGCAGCUCUGCUGAGUUCACAGGUAUGACCCGGCAGGAUGCUUUUCGAGCCCUGACUCAGAAAGCCCAGGGGAAGAGAGUGGGCGGAGAUGUGACAAGUGAGAAACUGAAAGACUGGCUGAUCUCGCGGCAGCGGUACUGGGGCACACCAAUCCCCAUGGUCCACUGCCCAGCCUGUGGCCCUGUGCCUGUGCCUCUGGAGGACCUGCCCGUGACCUUGCCCAACAUCACAGCUUUCACUGGCAAGGGAGGCUCCCCACUGGCCAUGGUUUCGGAGUGGGUGAACUGCUCCUGCCCAAGGUGUAAGGGAGCAGCCAAGAGAGAGACAGACACGAUGGAUACUUUUGUUGAUUCUGCUUGGUACUACUUCCGGUACACCGACCCUCAGAACCCUUACAGCCCUUUUAGCAAAGCGUUGGCAGAUUACUGGAUGCCUGUGGAUUUGUACAUUGGAGGGAAAGAACAUGCUGUCAUGCACUUGUUCUACGCAAGAUUCUUCAGCCAUUUUUGCCAUGAUCAAAAAAUGGUCAAACACAGAGAGCCUUUUCAUAAGCUGCUGGCCCAAGGCCUUAUCAAGGGGCAGACAUUCCGCCUACCAUCUGGACAGUACCUACAGAGAGAGGAAGUAGAUCUCACAGGUUCUGUUCCUGUUCAUGCAAAAACAAAAGAGAAGUUAGAGGUGACAUGGGAGAAGAUGAGUAAGUCCAAGCACAACGGGGUGGACCCUGAGGAGGUUGUAGAGCAGUAUGGGAUCGACACGAUUCGGCUCUACAUCCUUUUUGCUGCCCCUCCUGAGAAGGAUAUCUUGUGGGAUGUGAAGACUGACGCUCUCCCUGGGGUGCUAAGAUGGCAGCAACGUCUGUGGUCCUUGGCAACCCGAUUUAUUGAGGGCAGGGCUUCUGAGAAGGUUCCCCAGCCUCAGCUGCUGAGUAACAAGGAGAAAGCCGAAGCCAGGAAGCUGUGGGAAUACAAGAACUCGGUCAUCUCUCAGGUGACUACACAUUUCACAGAGGAUUUCUCACUGAAUUCUGCAAUUUCUCAGCUCAUGGGACUCAGCAAUGCUCUCUUGCAAGCUUCUCAGAGAGUUGUUCUCCACAGCCCCGAAUUUGAGGAUGCUCUCUGUGCCCUGAUGGUGAUGGCUGCACCGAUGGCCCCUCAUAUAACCUCAGAGCUCUGGGCAGGCCUGGCGCUGGUGCCAAGGAAGCUGUGUGCCCACUACGCCUGGGACGCCGGAGUGCUUCUUCAGACGUGGCCAGCUGUGGACCCACAGUUCCUUCAGCAGCCCGACAUUGUGCAGAUGGCGGUCCUGAUCAACAACAAAGCCUGCGGCAAGAUCCCUGUGCCCCAGCAGGUCGCACAAGACCAGGACAAAGUACACGAACUUGUUCUCCAGAGUGAGCUGGGCAUCAGGCUCUUGCAGGGGCGCAGCAUCAAGAAAGCCUUCCUAUCCCCCAGAACCGCCCUCAUCAACUUCCUGGUGCAAGAGUGA